Messenger RNA from Nicotiana tabacum (common tobacco), 721 nucleotides. Lineage: Eukaryota; Viridiplantae; Streptophyta; Magnoliopsida; Solanales; Solanaceae. The record is from RefSeq and is a predicted model, not a curated record.
AUGGUAGUUUCUGAACUAUUCUACUCUAAAUCAGCUAAGCCAAACGGGCUCUAUGUUCCGCCGUCACCGGAACACUCCGUUACCGGUGUUUCCUCCAAAGACCUCACCAUUUCAUCAAACCUCAAAGCCAGAAUUUAUCACCCAAAGCUCUCAAUUACCACUGCUAUUAAUCAGAAGCUCCCAAUCUUAGUGUAUUAUCACGGCGGCGGCUUUUGUGUUGGGUCCACUUUCUCUUUCCUCUCCCAGCGUUACCUUAACCUCUUAGUUUCUGAAGCUAACAUUAUUACCGUGUCUGCAGAGUACAGUCUUGCUCCAGAGCAUCCUUUGCAUGUAAUUUACGAUGAUUCCUGGACAGCUCUUCAAUGGGUCACUGCUCAUGUUCUUGAAAACCCAGGACUUAAAAAAGAACCAUGGUUAAUUGACCACGCAGAUUUCAGGAAAAUCUUCGUCGGCGGCGACAGUGCCGGCGGCAACAUAGCUCAUAACGUGAUUCUUAGAGCUGGUGUAGAGGGGUUAAAUGGUGGUGUUAAGAUCUUGGGUGGGAUUCUUUCUUUUCCUUAUUUUCAAAGAAAACAGGGGAGAUAGUUUGUUAAGUAAGAUUUGGGUGUUUGUAAAUCCAUCUGCUGAGGCCUGAGAAUGGAAUUGACGAUCCAAAAAUCUUAGAAAUAGUGUAUAUCCUGAUAGCACUAAUUAGUACAUGUAUUUUAGUCCACGGUAGGAC